AUGUCUUCUACCACCCUAUCUCCCCGGCAAUUGGGAGCCUUAUUCGAUAUUCUCGUCCACCAUGAGACAUACUCCGAAGUGAAGACCUUCAAACAUCCUGAGGCUAUUGAGAAUUAUGGGUAUCCAUUUGGUACAUGCACCCAGAAGCAGAAGGAUGGUGAAUCUCCAAAAUCAUUAUCUCCGCUUUUACAACUUCUCUUUACCAGAUUAGUACUUCCUAUCCCUGGCCUUCGGGAUCUACCGUCUAAAUUCUGGGCCACUAAAUUCAGAAGUAUAAUGAAGCGAUUUGGAGAAGCAGACCUAUCCGACAGUUAUGAUAAAGGGACAUUGGGAAGUAGGAAGAGACUCGCCUCAGCCGCCUCCGUCAUUCAUGAAUCCGUCACUAGAGGCCUAUUAACUGGCAUACCCAACGACAAGCUACCGAAUCUUUAUGCCACGUAUGACCCGCACACAGCAGAGGACCUUGCAAGGGCUUGGGACGAUGUUGUCCACCAUCUGGUCUAUGGAAAUCUUCUUGACGAACUGUUUGACCAUCUAACCAAGACCCCAAACCUUGAGGGCCACUCUCCAGCAGUCAACGCCGCAGUUGAUUACGCUAUCAUAUACAUAGCUACAUUUCUUCACCACCUCUUUGUCCUAUCAGCCGAGGGCCCCUAUUUAUUGAAGUUGAUAGAUAACGUCCAUGGCUUAAUCCCAUAUACGUUAGUUGGGCAAACAUUACGUCUCGGAAAUGCUGGGACUAUGAUCAAUGCUAUGGUCAGGUUAUUCUUGGCAAAGGUCAGCGUCGGUGCCAUAUCUAAUUUUCUCGGAUUCACACGGAACGCGUCGGACGGAAUGAAUCUACUGCAAAGGAUAAUAUCUCUUGUGUUAGAGUGGGACGCCAGCGACUUCCGCAAAGCCGUUGACAGUAUUAGACGGAGCAAAGAAGGGCCAAGCGAAUCGCAUCUAGCCGUGAUUGACGCACAUCUGCAAGCUUCUAGAGGAGAACACGAAGGAAUUCGUGGAUUGAGCCAAAACGACAACAUGUCUAUUAUUGUCGCCAUCUUAGAGACCAGAGACAAGGUUCUGACAGAGUCCCUAACUGAUAAGCAGCAUGCCCAGUGUUUGGAGUAUUAUUCCGCUCAGCUUGCUAUCCGUGAUAGAGAGAAGAUCACUCAAGCUUUAUGUCGCGAAACUCCGGAUCUAACGACAACCAUAGUAGAAGAUGGCGUGUCAGUUUUCGAACCCAUGAUUCGAGCUAUCCACAGGAACGUAGAUAUACGAAAACAUAUCAACUCGGUCGAAAACUUCUUGACAGACUUGAUAAGAACAAGUAAGCCUAAGAAGAAAGACAGCGGCCAAGCCCAGAAUGGCACAGUGCCACCUUCUGUCGAAGACUAUGUUGCUCUCUUAAAGCGGAAUCGUCAAUUAGCCUACGACUAUUUACAUGAGUUCGCAGGAGGGUGUCCUGAGUUACGAACAACAUGGUUUAAAUGGGCUAAGAGUAGCCUGGAAUUUUUCAGACAGCCACCAGAGAAUGACAAGAGCCCUACAGAGGGCCAUGAUAGAUAUUCAUUUGGUUCUAAGGAGAUGAGUCGAUCUCUCCAGGCCCUUUUUGACGGAAUCCCGGAAGACAAGCAAAACAAUGUUAAGGCCGCUCUUGAUGCUCAUGCCGAAUAUCUCUCCGCACUGGAGUGUAUGUCCUGGGCCCGAGUGCAGAAAAUUAUCGACGGAGUGGAUGGCCGGGUGGAGGCGAACGGUAACAUGAGCGGGCCAGGUGUUUACAUAACACGCUGGCACUGCCUGCUCGAUGAAACCAUCGUCACACCAUGUACUCCAAGAGGCCCGCCAAGAAGAGGAAAGGAAGUGAAGGGUGUGAAAGCGCUUGGAAAAACAGAAGCCAUCGCCAAAUCUGAGAGCUGGGACUCAAAAGCUCUUAACGAGCAAGAUGAACAGGCGCGUCCCGAAGCCCCUGACGUCUCAAUCGUCGUCGAUACCCUUGCACAGCAGUUCAAAGACCUUGUUGCCCAUAUUUCGAGUAAAGGUCUUCCCCUGAACUGA
Messenger RNA from Annulohypoxylon truncatum, 2040 nucleotides. RefSeq names its product PX-associated-domain-containing protein. NCBI's taxonomy places the organism in Eukaryota, Fungi, Ascomycota, Sordariomycetes, Xylariales, Hypoxylaceae. Gene Ontology annotation, molecular function: phosphatidylinositol binding. The record is from RefSeq and is a predicted model, not a curated record. The transcript is spliced from 2 exons. The coding region runs from base 1 to 2040 and encodes 679 amino acids.